Messenger RNA from Oryzias melastigma (Indian medaka), 2847 nucleotides. It is a transcript of the gene stac3, whose product is annotated as SH3 and cysteine rich domain 3. The transcript has 13 exons. Lineage: Eukaryota; Metazoa; Chordata; Actinopteri; Beloniformes; Adrianichthyidae. Gene Ontology annotation, biological process: skeletal muscle contraction; positive regulation of voltage-gated calcium channel activity; positive regulation of protein localization to plasma membrane. The coding region runs from base 400 to 1401 and encodes 333 amino acids. Gene Ontology annotation, cellular component: extrinsic component of cytoplasmic side of plasma membrane. Gene Ontology annotation, molecular function: protein binding. The record is from RefSeq and is a predicted model, not a curated record.
CUCAGUAAUGCCAAGCCUCCCAUGCACAAAAACACACACACACACACAUAUAUAGGCAUGCAUAAAUAAUAAUAUAUUUGCAGUCCCUUUACGCUAUUUCAUAGAUUUGGAAUGUAUAAAGAUAUAUAACUUAAUUGAGGUUUUAUUCAAAGCCUACGAUCACCUGAAGAACAUCAAGAGACCACACAUAUAGGAUCAGAGUGGAUCCCAAAGGUCUGAAGUGACGGGACAUUUUGGGCGUCUGUUUUGUUGGACUCAGUAACACAGAUCAUACGUCACACCAGUCGACGUCUGCUAGUCAAGACUAAUCAUAGAGUUUUACCAACAUACUGGAUUUAUAUAUUCUUCAGUGCUCUUUUGUUUAAGGUUGGAAAGUGUUAACAUUGUCUGCAUUGCAUCAUGGACCAGGAGGAUGACAAAAACUCUGUGGAUAUCCAUGACAAUCCUCCAGUUCCUGACAAUGUAGUGAAGGAGGAGGGAGACACAGUCUACUUCAUUUACGAAGAGGAAGUUGAAGUGGAGGAAAAGGAACCAGAACCUCCCCCGGAGCCCAUUGUUCGGGUCAAUGACAAACCCCACAAAUUCAAGGAUCACUACUGCAAGAAACCCAAAUUCUGCGAUGUCUGUGCUCGCAUGAUCGUCUUGAACAACAAGUUUUGUCUGAGGUGUAAAAACUGCAAGACCAACAUCCAUCAUUCAUGCCAAUCCUAUGUCGAGUUCCAGAGGUGUUUUGGCAAAAUUCCACCCGGAUUCAGAAGAGCUUACAGCUCCCCUUUGUAUGGCAGUGACCAACCCGAUCCAAAUAAUCCAAACCGGAAUGACCCCGUCUUUGACACCUUGAGAGUGGGUGUCAUCAUGGCAAACAAAGAGCGCAAAAAGAAUGAAAACGACAAAAAAAAUAUGAUGAUGAUGAUGGAAGAGGAGGAGGAGGAGAACCAACAACCCAAAGAAAAUGAAGAAGGAGGAGAAGGGAAACCUGAGGAUAAGAAAGAAAAAGGAGGAGACAAAACAGAUGACAAGAGUAAAGGGACUUUCACGGGCUCUCACUAUUACCUGGCUCUCUACCGCUUCAAGGCCAUCGAAAAGGACGACCUUGACUUCCACCCUGGUGAUCGGAUCAUAGUCCUAGAUGACUCCAAUGAAGAGUGGUGGAGGGGGAAGAUGGGCGAGAAGACGGGUUACUUUCCUACAAACUACAUCAUAAAAGUCCGUGCAUCCGAGAGAGUUUUCAAGGUGACCCGCUCUUUUGUGGGCAACAGAGAGAUGGGACAGAUUACUUUAAAGAAAGAUCAGAUUGUGGUGAAGAAAGGAGACGAGAAAGGGGGCUACCUGAAGGUCAGCACCGGACGCAAGCUGGGCUACUUCCCUGCUGAUUUGCUCCAGGAGAUCACUGUGACAUAAAACCAGAAACAUGUAACAGGGCUGCAGCACAUCCAAUGUGUUCUCUGAUUUUCAUAGACUGCUUCUUCAUGUAUUUAAUACCAAACUGGUCUUUGUUUUGAGUUAAGUUUUAAAAUAAUGUUCACACGCUUUAAAGUUGUUCUCAUAUUAGUUUACAGGAAUCCUAGUUAAGUAAAUUAAAAUGAUGAAAAUGUAAAAAUAAGCACUGAUUGGAGCAUGGGUGAGGCACAGCAUUAAUAAAAACUGCAUUUCUGCACAUUCAAAGAUUUCAUGAUUAUUCUUUUUAUUAUUUACAAAUAAAUAUUUCCCCUUUUUAAUUUAUCUUAAUACCUACAUUUAAAUAAAACAAUUUGCCUUUAUGUGCUAAAAUUUUAUAGUGAUUGAAUUUACAUUUGUAAAUUUGACGGUGGUAAAGCACUAUUUUUCUAAAUUCAUUAAUUAUUGUUUGUGCCAGAUUGGCAAGAAAACCAAGUACAAUAGUAUUAAGCCUUACUUUAGGCUCUGAACAAUUUGAAACAGAAGAAGAAAAAAUAUUAUUGUACAAUCUGGUCCUUUACAUGAACAGAAUGAAUGAAUGAAGUAAAAUCACAUCUUUCUAAAAACAUUUUUUUGAUUGCUAUUUAUUUUGAUACUAUGUUUAGUGAAUUCUAGUUUUACCCACUUUAAACUGAUAUGUUUCUGUUUCUAUAAUGCUUGUAGAGUUUUAAAUUUGUAUUGUCUUCUGUUAAUUGCCAUCUUCUAAAACCAAAAAAAUAUUAAUUGAAUAAAGUCAGGCAAAAAGUAAAAUAAUUCCAAUAAACUAAAUCCCCAAACUUUGACUCUCCAAACUGAUUUUUGUGUGUUUUCUACUGCCUUGUUUUUAAUUGCUUUUCUGUUAUAAACAAGGGAUUUGUGUGUUCAGAACAAAACUAUGGAAGUAUAAAGGAACAGUAUAACAAACGCAAGGAGUGACAAUUAAAUACAAUUCUUAUUCCAUAUAUAAUUCUAUAUUUCCAUUUUAACUUUUGUCUAAUAUAGCUAUAAGAAUUUCUAAUUCACUCAUUAUCUGGUCAAUGCUUAGUAUACAUUUUAUUUUAUUUUCAGUCAACUUUCAUAGAUUUCCAAAUCCCAUUCCUGACACAAACCUGUAUUUUUCUGGAUGGGACCGGCACAAGGAGGACCACUGACUGUAUAUUUUCUAGUUUAAUAAUAUAAUGCUAAUAUGCCUGGUAUGUAACACUAGUAUAAUUCAUUAAAAUAUGUCUGUGGGGAGGACUCAGACUUGAGGCUUUUUACCUAGGCAGUAGUGUGAAAGGUCCAGCCCAAGGACCAACACUAGAUUACACUCAUUGCACUCCCUGGUUAGCAAAUCCAGCAUUCCUGUGCCGAUCCUACACCCAGACAACUGAGCCAUCCAUCUACUAUUUUUAUUAAAUUGUGGAAAUAUCUAAAAAAAAAAAAAAAAAA